AUGAGUAAUGAUAAUAUUGAUGAAUAUAAUUUGUUAACAUCUAUAGAAAGUCGACAUCGAAAAGAAAGGAAAGAACUACAAAGCAAAAUCCAAGGAUUAAAAAAAGCUGCUAAAAAUGACAAGACAAGGAAGAAAGAACUAACAGCCGAAAUUGCUAAAUUAGAAGCUGAGUUGGAGUCGAGACAAACUGUAGAAAUAGAAGUACUCAAAAGAGAUGAUAUUAACGAAACUUCGUCUUUAAUAGAUGAUGAAAACCUUAGGCAAAAUAAAGAUAAUAAUAUUAAGUUAUCCAAAGCUCAGAAACGAAGAAAUAAAAAAAAUCAAGAAGAACAGGAAAGAGCCGAACAAAUUAAACUUCAAGAAAAAGAAAACCGACAUGGUCCAAGGAAUUUGGAAAUGCAAGCUAUAUUAGCAAGACUAAAAGAAAGACACCUUAAUAUUUUUAAUGUCAGUUCAGAUGGUGAUUGCCUCUAUAAAGCUAUCGAACACCAACUAACACAUAAGAGAAACAUUACAGUCACUGUUGAUGAGCUGAGAAAAAAUGUGUGUAAUCACAUAAAAGAAAAUAAAGAUGAUUUUUUACCAUUUCUUACAAACCCAAAUACUUUUGAAAUGCUUACUAGUGAGGAAUUUGAAGAUUAUUGUGAAAAAAUUUGUAGCACUAAAGUAUGGGGUGGUCAAUUAGAGAUCCGAGCCUUAUCUAAUUGUCUAAAAUGCCCAAUCACUGUUAUCCAGGCAUCAGGUCCAGAAACUAUUGAGCAGGGUAAUGAUUAUGAAGGGCCACCUUUAAUAAUAACAUAUCACCGUCAUAUGUAUAGCUUAGGUGAACAUUAUAAUUCCACUGUGACAUUAGUUCAAGAUGAGAUAGAUAACCAUUAG
Molecule: messenger RNA, 879 nt
Organism: Pieris macdunnoughi
Lineage: Eukaryota; Metazoa; Arthropoda; Insecta; Lepidoptera; Pieridae
Source: the annotation of a GenBank genome assembly